CUAGCGACUGCGCAGUGGUCCACUGGAGCAGAUUGUACGGGGAUAAAGAGGAAAAGAAAUUUUCUUUUCUUGCUGUGGGGUUCGCUGAAGGGCUGCAGGAUUUGCCUUAAACGUUACAUAAAAUUUCAAUAAUAAUUUCAUUUUAAAUUAAUUCCGAGCUAGACAAGAAUGCAGCUAUUGCGGCCACGCCUCCAGUUCCAGUUGCAGUUCGAGUUAAGCUAAGUGAGCAAAGAUGUGUAAAAUUCAGAAAAACGCAUUCGCAUAGGGCGCCAAUUUGUGCGCUGUAUAUAAGAAAAUUUGCUUAAAAGAAAUUUCCAAAAGAAUUAAUUUCCAAAAAAAAUUCAGUUGUUCUUUUUAGUUAAAUGUGUCUUAAGUUAAGUUCGUCUAUGUGAAUAAUCAGAAAUUCAACGGCCGUAAUUCGACAAAAUUUCAACAUUCAGACAAAAUCGAUAAGCUUCAGCAUCCGUACAAUUCGCACUACUUGAUAGCCACAGAGGGGGCCGCCGUCAUCCACCCAAGCACCAACCACCCAACCACCACACACCAGGGCCACCAGCAUUCGCAUUAACCACCCCACCAGAUAGUAUUCGCUCGUAAUCGCCAUCAACAUGUCAUUCAUAACGAAAUUGAAAGCGACACCCAUGCCACCGAUGCCACCAUUGAAGAACAUACUCAAUGUGGCCAUGCAAACGGCCAGACAGCAAUUUCCAGAGCGCAAGGAUUACCAGCAGCCACCUGGGACGAGCAGCAGCCAUCCGCAGCAGAGUCAAGGUCACGGCAUGUUGCCGCCAGCCGAUGCGAAUGCCGUUGGCGGCGAUCAGCCCACAGAGAUGAGCUCGAAUCCCUUUCGCAAUGCCAGCAGCUGGUCAAACGAGGAGGCCGAUGGGGACUACAAAACCGAAUACCAGAGCACAUCCUUUGUGGGCAAUGAAUACGAUGGCAGAUAUCAGCAGGCCGAUGGAUUCAGGCAGGGCAGCAUCGCCUCGGAGGCCAGCUCAUUUGUGUGCGAGGGUGAAGGUGGCGGCGGCUCCAAGAUCGACGAGUUCCAGGCUGCCUGGAACGUAACAAAUGCCAUUCAGGGCAUGUUCAUCGUAUCGCUGCCAUUUGCCGUGCUCCAUGGCGGCUACUGGGCCAUCAUUGCCAUGGUUGGCAUUGCGCACAUCUGCUGCUACACGGGCAAAGUGCUGGUGCAGUGCCUAUACGAGCCGGAUCCCAGCACCGGUCAGAUGGUGCGCGUACGGGACAGCUAUGUGUCCAUUGCCAAGGUAUGCUUCGGUCCCAAGCUGGGCGCUCGUGCCGUCAGCCUUGCCCAGCUGAUUGAGCUGCUGAUGACCUGCAUAUUGUAUGUGGUUGUCUGCGGGGAUCUGUUGGCGGGCACCUAUCCGCAGGGCUCAUUCGAUUCACGCUCCUGGAUGCUCUUCGUGGGCAUCUUUCUGCUGCCCAUGGGUUUCCUCAAGUCGCUCAAAAUGGUAUCCACGCUGUCCUUCUGGUGCACCAUGUCGCAUAUUGUGAUCAAUGCCGUCAUCCUGGGCUAUUGUCUGCUCCAGAUUGGCGACUGGGGCUGGUCCAAGGUGCGCUGGAGCAUUGACAUGGAAAACUUUCCCAUUUCCCUGGGCGUCAUUGUCUUCUCCUACACCUCUCAGAUCUUUUUGCCCACUCUGGAGGGCAAUAUGAUCGAUCGCUCCAAGUUCAACUGGAUGCUCGACUGGUCGCACAUAGCCGCCGCGAUAUUUAAGGCUGGCUUCGGUUACAUCUGUUUCCUCACCUUCCAGAACGACACGCAGCAGGUGAUAACUAACAAUUUACACUCGCAAGGCUUUAAGGGCAUGGUCAACUUUUUCCUGGUCAUCAAGGCCAUUCUCAGCUAUCCAUUGCCCUACUAUGCCGCCUGCGAGCUACUGGAGCGCAACUUCUUCCGUGGUCCGCCGAAGACCAAAUUUCCGACCAUUUGGAAUCUGGACGGUGAACUGAAAGUGUGGGGCCUGGGCUUCCGCGUGGGCGUCAUUCUCUCCACCAUACUUAUGGCCAUAUUUAUACCACACUUUUCGAUACUAAUGGGUUUCAUUGGCAGCUUCACGGGCACCAUGUUAAGCUUUAUUUGGCCCUGUUACUUCCACAUCAAGAUCAAGGGCCAUUUGCUCGAUCAGAAGGAAAUGGCCAGAGACUACGUCAUAAUUGGGCUGGGUGUGCUCUUUGGGGUUAUAGGCAUCUAUGAUUCCGGCAAUGCCCUGAUCAAUGCAUUCGAGAUCGGUCUUCCAUUUUAAAUGUUUUACUCCAAUUGUUACAAAACCUUUUUAUAGAUUAGUUAACGAAAGCUCUAAUCAAACUGGGUACUACGAAUACCAAGAUAUAUAUAUAUACAUAUAUUUGUUGGGUUUGUGGCCUGUAUUUUUGGCAAGUCUUCCAAAACUAUCGAGUUGUCAAAAAAAUGCCAGAUGCAGUCCACGAUAAAGAAACGUGUAACAAUAAACCUAGUCUAUAAGAAAUGAAACGCAAGUCUUCCAAAACAAGCGAACAAAUGUCUUCCAAACAUUGAAAUAUAUAUAAUAUAAAAAUCCUAAGCUAAUUUAAGUAACGAGUAUCUAAAGAGAUUAUAUAGAGGGGGCAAAAAAAAACCAACUUCCAAAUGAAAACAAUAAACCAUUAUACAAA
Messenger RNA from Drosophila montana, 2652 nucleotides. RefSeq names its product vesicular GABA transporter (gene VGAT). Gene Ontology annotation, biological process: amino acid transmembrane transport. The transcript has 2 exons. The record is from RefSeq and is a predicted model, not a curated record. Bases 609 to 2264 code for a protein of 551 amino acids. Gene Ontology annotation, cellular component: vacuolar membrane. Lineage: Eukaryota; Metazoa; Arthropoda; Insecta; Diptera; Drosophilidae. Gene Ontology annotation, molecular function: L-amino acid transmembrane transporter activity.